AGGCAUCUCGGCUCCCGCCGGGUAGCGGGUCAGACAUGGCUAAAUCCAAGAACCACACCACACACAACCAGUCGCGGAAAUGGCACAGAAAUGGUAUCAAGAAACCCAGAUCCCAAAGAUACGAAUCUCUGAAGGGGGUGGACCCCAAGUUCCUGAGGAAUAUGCGUUUUGCCAAGAAGCACAACAAGAAGGGCUUUAAGAAGAUGCAGGUGAACAAUGCCAAGGCCUUGAGCGCGCGGGCCGAGACCAUCAAGACCCUGGUAAAACCCAAAGCAGUGAGCAACAAACGCAAGCUCCAGCGGCUCACCUAUAUCGCCCACCCCAAGCUGGGCAAGCGCUUUCAGGCCUACAUUGCCAAGGGGCGCAGGCUCACCACCCUAGAGGUCAGGGUGCAGGCCCAGGCCCAGGCCCAGGCUCAGGCUAAGGCCAAGGCCAAGGCACAAGCCAAGACCCAGGCUUCAGUCACUACUCCAGCUCAGGCCCAGGCUGCAGCUCCUAAGGGUGCCCAGGCUCCAGCCUCCAAACGUGCCCAGGGCCCUGAGAAGGCCCCACAAUGA
Molecule: messenger RNA, 557 nt
Organism: Dipodomys spectabilis (banner-tailed kangaroo rat)
Lineage: Eukaryota; Metazoa; Chordata; Mammalia; Rodentia; Heteromyidae
Product: 60S ribosomal protein L29-like
Exons: 1
Coding region: 36-557 (173 amino acids)
Biological process (GO): cytoplasmic translation
Cellular component (GO): ribosome; cytosolic large ribosomal subunit
Molecular function (GO): structural constituent of ribosome
Source: RefSeq, a predicted model, not a curated record